AUGAAGCGGAAGAGCGGCGGUGUCGUUGACGAGUUACUGGGUCUUGACGAAGCUGAAUUGGAUCGCUUCAUAUUGAAAAUACCUCAAGGCGCUUGCAGCAAAGGGCGAUCAACAGGAAGCGGCGACACCGACCAAGAGCUGGAAGGUACUUUCGUUUUUAGCGACGAAAAGGCAAUAACAAAUCACGAGACACGUCUACUGCUGCCGGUGAAACAACCGCGGAAUCUGUGCCCAACUGCCAUCCUCCUUAAGAAGAAUCCCAAACGUCCCUCGUCCUUCACCGCCAAUAUGACCAUCGGGAACGACGACAAGGAUGACAAGAGUGACGGAGAGGGGAUGUAUAUGCCUACUAUCAUCGUCGAGGAGGAACCGGGCACUGUCGCAGGCGCAACGCCCAGCACAGCGGGAAGGAAGGAGGGCGGACGACUGCGACGGAAUGAUAUGGAGGUGGAGGACGAGGCGAGCGACGAUGAGAAGGGCGAUGAUGACCUUGGCUGGGAAGAUGUGUCUGAGCAAGAAGUUUAA
Laccaria bicolor S238N-H82 is the source of this 525-nucleotide messenger RNA. RefSeq lists its product as uncharacterized. The record is from RefSeq and is a predicted model, not a curated record. Bases 1 to 525 code for a protein of 174 amino acids. The transcript is spliced from 4 exons. Lineage: Eukaryota; Fungi; Basidiomycota; Agaricomycetes; Agaricales; Hydnangiaceae.